AUGGAACUUGAUUAUCUCCAGGAGCCUUCCAAAACUCAAGAGUCGACUCUUGGACCAUCACAACAAACCCCAUACCAUGGGUUAUUCUUUGAAGGGACUCAGCCUCCGGAAACUCAAAUUCAGCCCCUAGAAGCACUAUCUCCUCCAGACCCUGACGACGAAGCGUACAAAAGCCCGCGAACUGUCCGAACCAUUGUGCGACGGGGUCCGGUGAAGCGAUCCAAGAAGGCUGCAGCUACAAGUGCCUCCAACGACAACGGCUCCCUCCUCAUCUCUUUGGAGUACUGCUUCUGGGUCAAUAACUACAACCCGCAAAUCCCCGAGAAGCAACGUGCUGCCUCAAACUGCAAGAAUGAUUGGGGCAAGAUUGCAUCGAAUAAGGAAGCGCUGCCAACAUUGAAGACUAAUCUCCUGGAACAAAAAUGGGAGGAGCUUCAGGAACAGGUUCUGGGACUUAUUGGUCGAGACAAGAAAAAUCUGGCUAUUUACGUGCAGCAAGUCAAGGCCGGUUUAAAAUGGCUUCUUUAUAUUUCUGGUAGCCACACCUUCCCUUUCAGGCGCCAUUACUACUGUUCGUUGGAUGAAGAACUCCAAUGUUUUGCUGAGGAGGUCGCUCGAAAGCCUUUGCAGAGGGUUUUCAUACGAGUCGAAAUGGACGACCCGACAGCCAAGGAGAAGUUGGAUUUGGCCAAGCAGAAGUCGGCAAAGGAGGCACAGAAGGCAGCAAAUAUCCUAGCCAUAGCCGUGGGAUCUGAAGCAGAGCGCCUCCCACUACAACGAGAGGAAGCUCGGCAAAAGCAGAAAAGGCAAUCCGAUGUCUGUGGUGACCCCGUUGUGCCUUUUGUCAUCAAGCUGCGUCAACAUCUGGAGAGGGAGUUGAAUUCGAAGCCCUCAGAGGUCAUUUUCUGGCCCCACAAGGAUAUUCCAAAUCUUGUUCUUCGCGUCACCCACGAUCGAUUGUGGGCCUGGGCCCAUGUACUUCUUGCAAAGUUGCAAGGCAGUGUAACCGAGGCUAACCGCCAUGUUGACCUCAACAUCCCACCCACAUGUUCAACUUUCAAGUGGGAGAAACGACCCGGAAUCACUCCUCUGAAGCGUGGUGGGGCUCCGGUGUGGUGUGCUGUGCCUGUUCCAAUGCCAAAAGCAUACAGCAGAGGUGUUGGGAUAGCAUAG
Molecule: messenger RNA, 1173 nt
Organism: Puccinia graminis f. sp. tritici CRL 75-36-700-3
Lineage: Eukaryota; Fungi; Basidiomycota; Pucciniomycetes; Pucciniales; Pucciniaceae
Exons: 3
Coding region: 1-1173 (390 amino acids)
Source: RefSeq, a predicted model, not a curated record